This is a messenger RNA of Hevea brasiliensis (rubber tree), 1298 nucleotides long. RefSeq names its product ubiquitin domain-containing protein 7SL RNA1-like. The transcript has a single exon. Lineage: Eukaryota; Viridiplantae; Streptophyta; Magnoliopsida; Malpighiales; Euphorbiaceae. Gene Ontology annotation, biological process: proteasome-mediated ubiquitin-dependent protein catabolic process. Gene Ontology annotation, molecular function: proteasome binding; polyubiquitin modification-dependent protein binding; ubiquitin binding. Gene Ontology annotation, cellular component: nucleoplasm; cytosol. The record is from RefSeq and is a predicted model, not a curated record. Bases 198 to 986 code for a protein of 262 amino acids.
AUUCAUGGGUGGCAGAAGAAAGAAUCUCAACCCUUCUAUAAAGAGUGCUCUUCAUUACCAAUCUUUCCAUCUCAUUUCAAAUUAAACUUCACAUUAACCAUCAUUAUAUAUCGCAACUACAAGCAAAACCUGCCCUUCACUAACAAAAAUAGUCUCUCCAUCGCUUCACCUCCUCUCUGCCACCAACGCUAUUUUCAAUGGAUGUCUUCUUUGAAACGCUAAGAGGCAUACCAUUCUCCAUUGAAGUGGGUUUCUUUGACACAGUCCUAGAGAUCAAAGAAAAGGUUCACAAAUACCAAGGCAUACCCAUAAACAAGCAAACCCUAGUUUUCAAUGGCCAAGUCCUUCAGGAUAAUUGUGAUGUGGAAUACUAUGAAAUCCUUCAAAACUCUCACAUUCAGCUCCACAUAGCUCCAGAUAAUAACGAUAAUAUGCCUCAAAUCAAGAUUGAAGAAUCCUCAUCUUCCAACAAAAUUCAACUCAACAUCAAAAUACCAUCCUCUAAAAUGCUUGUCCCUCUAGAGAUGGAUGUAGAUGAUACUAUCCUACAUUUAAAAGAGAAGAUACAUAAGAUGGAGCCUAUUCCAAUCCAGAGGCUAAUCCUUCAAUCCAACGAUAGAGAAUUGCAGGAUAAUUGGUCUUUACAUGAGUGUAAGCUAAUGGAUGAUAGUGAAAUUGACUUGAACAUAAGGUCAUCAUCCAUUGAUUCAGGGACAGUGUUGACAGGGGCCACCACUAGAACCAAGAAGUUGAAGCUGAUGGUGCUGCCUAAGCCUGGGACUAAGAAGAUAGCGGUGGAAGUGAACGCAUCAGACAAUGUUGCGGAGCUAAGAAAAGAGCUGCAAAAGUUGAACCAGACACCAGAAGGCUACUUUUUCACAUACAAACAGAAUGUGAUGGAUGAUGAUAGGUCCUUUAGGUGGCAUCAUGUUUGCCAAGGUGAUACAAUUGAGAUAUUCAAUGGAAGCGUUACAGGUGGAUCCUAAAUCUCAUGUACUGUGUUAGUUGGUUAAUUUCAUGGGGUAGGGUCUUUUUGUUAUGUUGUGUGCAACAUCAUGCAUCAGUUAUGUAGGAAUAGCAUCAAUUUUAUUGUACCAUUUAUUAUCUUUUACCUUUUCUUUCAAAUUAAUGUAGCUGUUUGCUUUAGUAAUACAUAUAUUUCAAGUUUGUCAUUUCUUAAAAGAUUAUUUGAUGCAAUCAUUGUACAUAUAAUGAUUAUAAUGAUAUCGUUAUACAUAUAUUAUAUAAUUUUUCGUUUAUCAAACAUUAUAUAAUAGAAUCUCUUGAUUUCAAAGAAA